Molecule: messenger RNA, 1857 nt
Organism: Clupea harengus (Atlantic herring)
Lineage: Eukaryota; Metazoa; Chordata; Actinopteri; Clupeiformes; Clupeidae
Molecular function (GO): protein binding
Source: RefSeq, a predicted model, not a curated record
GUGAAAACAAACUCGUUGCCUUGGUAACAAAUAGAGCUUCCACCAAUCGACCUGUCGUCAGUCGCGAUUUCUCCAGUUGGUAACGAAGCGGUUGGAUAAAACCAGUAAAACAAACAUGCUUGUUCGAAAACCAAAGAAGAAUCGUGUGAGUGUGGGUGCUGUGAUGGCACGUCUCUCUGGUUCGAGCCGUUUCAAACUGAACACAACGUUACAAGAUACCGCAGAAACUUUUACCGUCCUCAAAUGUUCCCAGAAUAUGAAGUUGAGCGAGCUGAAAUGUGCCUUGGAAAUGGUGGCAGGGAUUCCGAUGGACCUUCAGCGACUCAGCUAUCUGGACCAAGGAGAUUUAAUAGACCAGACAACCAUUGACCAGAAUGACAUUAUUCCUGGCACCACUGUCAACAUGGCAAUUUGGCCUUAUAACAGGUGGCGAGAAGUUGUGCAAGCUGCUGUAUCAGGAGAUGUCUUGAAGCUGAAGAGUUUGUUGUGCAGGCGGACUGUAGUGAAUGGGCGUGGAGAUGAGGGGAGUUACUGGCGGUCUCGCCACCUGUCCACCGCCCUCUACAUCUGUGCCCACCGUGGGCACCUGCCAGCACUACGCUUCCUCUUGCAUAGCGGAGCUGACCCUAAGUUCCAGACCCCGGGGGGUAGAGGUGUCCUCCACGUUGCAGCCGCUCAGGGCCAGGUAUCGUGCCUUACAGAGCUGAUCCGCGCUGGGGCCCCUAAAGACCUGAAGGACCGAGCUGGGGUCACGGCACUGGAGGUGGCGCGUACCAGGGGCCAGCCGGGGGUCGUGCACCAGCUCAUGCUCGGUAAGUGGGAGGACCGGGCGCAGGGGCUGCAUCUGUCGUCCUACCUUGACCCCGCCGAGUUGUUCGCCCACCAGAAGUUCGACUCGCAGCUGCGCACGUGGUACUGCGGGAGCCACGCCCAGAGGUACAACGCCGAGCUUGGAGGCCGGCAGGCACGCAGCAGGCCAAAGAGCGCCUUCGACACGAGGCGCAGUACCUCUCCUCACCACACAGUGUCGCCACCCACACAUGACACCAGCACGGCACCACAAGCAGCGGCAACUACCAGCAACAGAGGGGGGAGAGCCAGGAGAAAAGCAUGGGGAGAUGAGUGAUUAGGACCUGUGAGGAGAACAGGUACAGUCUGUAAAAAGGAUAAUCUUCCUGAGACUAAAAAAGUCUCAUCGUGUAGUGUAGGGACAUUUUAUCCUGCAGUGAUGUUUCACACCAGUGCAAAAAUCUGCCCUAUACUACUGAAACUCAGUACUACAGCAUGCAUGUUAUCAGAACAGGUGAGAUAUAUAUUACAAGCAUAACAAGAGACUUAGCCAACAUACUCACUGCAGAAGAAAGCGAGACAUGAUGUUCAUGAAGCUAAUGUUGUAACCCACCAGGAAACAGAAUAAUGGUGUUAUAAUCAGUUGAUAUCAUGUGCCAUUUGCAAAGAUUCAAAUUGAGUCCCUAUAUUUUGUAGUAAUGUGUAGGUUUAAUAGAUUAGGCAGCUGCACAAAAAAUUAUUUUCAUUUAGAUUUAUUGAUCAGAUUGGAUUCAGUGUCAGAUUUAGGCUUGAUUUGUGUAAUUAUGUGAAGGAGACAUUUCAUAUAUCUGGUAUAAAGAUAUAAUACUGCAGUUUGAAUUGUGAUGCUUUUUAUUAUUUUGUAAUGUAUGAGUUUCAUCUUACUACAUACUACUGCCAGGUUAUAUGCUCCUGAGAAUCAAACACAGGCCAACACCAUGUUCUACCACACAAGCUACACAAGCUGAUUUACUGAUGGGUUGACAAAGUGGGGGCACCAAAUACCAUUUAAACUGACGAUAAGAGAUUACCAUGUAUAAAUGAGCAUAA